Molecule: messenger RNA, 294 nt
Organism: Cetraspora pellucida
Lineage: Eukaryota; Fungi; Glomeromycota; Glomeromycetes; Diversisporales; Gigasporaceae
Source: the annotation of a GenBank genome assembly
AUGGACAAUAACCUACCUGAGAUCGUAGUUGGUGAAUGUAAUAUUGGCACAAAAUGUUUUUUUAAUAAAGUAUAUGAAGGCGAUAAUGACAUGGCUGCUGUUUUGGCCAUUGGCUUAGACACUACUAAUGACAUUGGGAACGUUGGUGUGAAUGUUGCUGUGAAUGUUGUCAUGAACUGUGUUGUGAAUCCUAAUCUAGACAUUUGUGUGAAAGAAACUGAGCAUGUCAAUGUUAUUACAAUAGAGAAGGAUCAGUUGUUUGAUGAUUUUGAUCACACAAAAAAACGCAUAUGA